AUGAGACAGGCCAGACCUGCUGCUGUUCCCUUCAAUGGUAGCACCAUCCCACAGGACACCAGAGCUGCUCUACGCGCAUGGUCGACUCUCCGCUUUGUGCGUGGCGGGCUGUUUACGGCUGAAGAAGCAAUGGACAUGGUUGACCAUUUCUACACUUACCAAGCGCCAUUUUCCCCAGCUGCCCCCGAGUAUUAUGGACAUCAUAGCAAGCAUCAUCUCCUCAUUGAGGAAGAGCCCAUUCUGACCAUAACAAUAUUGAUGAUUGGUUCUCGAUACCGAAAGUGGACUGGGCCAGCAGCGACAUCGAGGUCCUGUGUCAUUCAUGACCGACUCUGGAGGUAUCUGCAAGGCAUGAUUUCGCGUCUCUUCUGGUUUGAAGACAACUUUGUUGGCGAGUUCACCUCACUGAGUGAUCCGUCGAGUAGCAUGCAGAAAAGAGGCCAAGAGCCCGUGCGAUCCAUCCGGUUUCGUACCUUGGGCACUUGCGAAGCUCUCUUGUUGGUUCUGGACUGGCAUCCCAGGGCCCUUCACUUCCCGCCGAUUGAUGAUGAUACAACCUCUAUUGUAAUUGCGGAACCACCAAGCACCCGGGAUUCCAGCGUGUCAAGUGGAGAGUACGAGACGGGGGCAGGACAUCUGUGGCUGGCUCGCUCUGGCCAUUUAUGUCGUUCGAUGCUCUCCACCGUGUCCAUGCUUGCAACAGAACUCGGAUUUUUCGACGGGAAAGAGGGACCUUCGACUUACUAUUCUGAGUACCGGGAUGACUUAUUCCGAGCUCCAUCGACCCGUCAACGGGCGCAAUCCUUGCAGUAUUUGAUCUGGAUAUAUGCUACGCAGCAACAGACAGGACCGCCGAGCUGGAGAAUCAGCACACCAACACCUUCCACACUCCGGGUUGAAGCUCACUUGGAUAACACGACCGAGUGCUGGGUCCGUGUGGCGACGCUGGUUAAAAGAGCUGAUGAAGCACUAUUCAGGUCUCAACGUUAUACCCAGAAGAUUAUCAGGAGCGGCCAGUAUAUCUCAGUCAUGCAGUCAUUCCAACCGCUGCUGCAAGAGUUCAUCAUCAAGUUCAAUCAUGCAAAAUUGUCCAGACAAAUGAGACUGAUAUUAUCAAUCGAGUUCAACUACAUUCAGUUGUGCAUCUUCAGUCUGAGUCUGCAAGCGAUGAUGCUGCGAAGAUGCCAAAACGAGACUGGUGAAACCCGAUCCGAUCACGGUACUCUCCAGACUCCCAACACGGACGAAGACCAUCUGAGUCAAACAGCAAGAGCAGCUCGACGUAUCGUCUCUGUAGUGGUCGAUGAUCUUCUUCCUGAUGGGGAUGUAAAGCACAUACCUGUCCGCUCAUACUCGAGAAUUCUGGGAGCAGCAUUGGUACUCCUUCAGAUAUGCGCGUCAGAGAUGAAACAUGUUCUUGACGUCUCUGCGACUUUCAGCCAGAUCAAGGAACUCGCAGGCGCUCUCGAGACUUGCGUUGUUGACGAUACACACCUUAGCGCUCGGUGGGGCAUACUUCUAGCUAGAUUGACGGACAGCUUUCAGUCGCGGCUUUCUCAACAACAGGCUAGGCUGUCCGAGUCUCAGACGGUUGAGUUGAAUGCCAAUCGAAUGGAAUCCUCGGAAGUGCCUGAGGUUCCUGAAAUGUCGGUUCGGGCAUCGAGCAUGGGUGGCCGCACACAUCACCAAGGCCAACCAGAUCCCGCUUUCAAUCUUCGGGCCAAUGCGAAUGGGAUAGGUGCCGUGUUACAAGCACCCAACUUCGAUGUAUAUUCCAUGUGGUGGGAUAUCACGCGUCCUGUUGAUGCUAUGACGGCGGACCAGACCAUGCGAUACGUGCCCAUUAGUUCAGUGGAAACCGAUAUGUCUCUACAAGAUGUAUCUUUGGGCAACGGCCAUGAUAAUCAAUUCAAUUUUGCAACGAGUAUAUUCUAG
Fonsecaea multimorphosa CBS 102226 is the source of this 1935-nucleotide messenger RNA. RefSeq lists its product as uncharacterized. Gene Ontology annotation, cellular component: nucleus. Gene Ontology annotation, biological process: aromatic amino acid catabolic process; positive regulation of transcription by RNA polymerase II. Gene Ontology annotation, molecular function: DNA-binding transcription factor activity, RNA polymerase II-specific. Bases 1 to 1935 code for a protein of 644 amino acids. NCBI's taxonomy places the organism in Eukaryota, Fungi, Ascomycota, Eurotiomycetes, Chaetothyriales, Herpotrichiellaceae. The record is from RefSeq and is a predicted model, not a curated record. The transcript is spliced from 4 exons.